AAGGGAAAAGAAGGAUGGCACACGAACUGGAAAGUGGGAGUAAAGCAAAGGUAAGGUUCAGUUUUAAGUGCUUGUAAACAAAAAGGCUGUGGUAAUAUUAUCUGGAAAUGACCUUUGUAUUAUUCCCAUAUAACUUGUCUGUAAAUGUGUAUUGAAACAUGUCAUGGUAAAUGUAAUCUCACACUAAUGAUAUCAGUAAAAGCAGUCCUGCUGUAUACAGAAAUAGUCAACACCUGUAUCAAGAAUAUCAAAGCAUGCUGUUGUGAAAUGCAAGUCCAUUUUUAUUAAUUGCAUAAAGUAUGUAACUAAUUAUGUCAUAGUAAUCAUGUCAUAUUUUAUUCUGUUUCAGAUGGUUGUAUUGAGGGAUGGGGAUUCGGGAAGGGAUGACAGGGCGGAGGGCCACAGAGUCCCCGACUUUGUGGACCUGACAUCAAACAACGACCUGGUUGAUGCUUUCAAGACUGGCCAGGUCGUUGUUCGACAUGAAUCUGCUCCUCAACAGAGGGAUUGCUGUCGGCACUGCCACGCGAUCCCUCUGUUGCCGGACCAGAUUCGAGAGAUUGUUCGGCAGGAACUGGUUUCCUACACAGAAGAACUACACCGGAGGUUUGAGGGCAUGCUGAAGCAACAGCUGGCUGAAAUACUGCCAGGGUUGCUGGAGAGACAGGGAGAAGGCAGAGUCCUUGCCUCCCCACCUGUCUCCUCCUCAGCUGCCACCCCACUGCCUUCCACCCCUCCAGAGAUGCCAUCUACUGUUGGGGUGGGUGUUGCUUAA
Molecule: messenger RNA, 775 nt
Organism: Liolophura sinensis
Lineage: Eukaryota; Metazoa; Mollusca; Polyplacophora; Chitonida; Chitonidae
Exons: 2
Coding region: 326-775 (149 amino acids)
Source: RefSeq, a predicted model, not a curated record